Myotis brandtii (Brandt's bat) is the source of this 499-nucleotide messenger RNA. RefSeq names its product proline dehydrogenase 1, mitochondrial. The transcript has 2 exons. Gene Ontology annotation, cellular component: mitochondrion. The record is from RefSeq and is a predicted model, not a curated record. Gene Ontology annotation, molecular function: proline dehydrogenase activity; FAD binding. The coding region runs from base 110 to 385 and encodes 91 amino acids. Lineage: Eukaryota; Metazoa; Chordata; Mammalia; Chiroptera; Vespertilionidae.
CUGCAAAGAAUGGAGGUUAGAGCAUGUGGAUGGGGAUCUGGGGGUGACAGGGGGGGCGGGGGGCUCAGAGCUGGCCAAGGGCUCACCUACUGCCUUGCCUGGUCACAGGAUGGAGGAGUUGGGUCUGCACCCCGCUGACCGCCAGGUGUACUUUGGACAGCUGCUGGGCAUGUGCGACCAGAUCAGCUUCCCGCUGGGCCAGGCGGGCUUCCCUGUGUACAAGUACGUGCCCUACGGCCCUGUGAUGGAGGUGCUGCCCUACCUGUCCCGCCGCGCCCUGGAGAACAACAGUGUCAUGAAGGGCGCCCGACGGGAGCGGCAGCUGCUAUGGCAGGAGCUCAAGCGGAGGCUCUACACAGGCAACCUCUUCUACCGCCCGGCCUAGCGCCCACGGGCCACCUGCCACCAGACUUGGUUUCCCAGGGCCUCAGGCUGGGGUCUGGCUGGGCCCUAGGCCAGUGCUGCUACAGCCCAGCCGCACGCGGAUUCACCUCUCCAC